UCUUUACGCGAGUUUAAGAUUCGAGUCGGUUUGUCCAAAUCCCUUUUAUUGUCUCUUUUUGUAUGUCUGGUGUCAGAUUUUUCCCUCUUGCACUCGGAGGGGGAGGAUCUAACCGCGUUGAGUCACGCAGCUGUCAAAGAUAGCUGUCACCCAGUUUCCACAUCAAACACAGAGUGAAUGAGAGACGCGCAGCCUGUCCCAGGUACCCGACAAUGUGUUGCGUCUCCGACAAAUGAAAAACGCGCUCCGCGGAGAUUCAUCGACAAACGCAAUACAUCAUUCGAUACUUUGUAACGACCUGGAAUAAUACUAUCUGUGUGAUUAAAGCGAGGACGAAUCGAGGCUUUGGAAAUAAAAUCGACCUCCUUGUUGCCAACGUGAAAAGGGGAUUUCUGACGGACAUGAAGACCAAAAAGGGUUUGUUGGCGAUGUCUGGCAGUGAGACAGAAGAUGAGGACAGUUUGGAUGUGCCUCUGGACCUCUCUUCAAACGGAGGUGUGUCAGGGAAAAGAAAGAGGAGAGGAAACCUGCCCAAAGAGUCAGUACAGAUACUUCGCGACUGGCUCUACCAACAUCGCUACAACGCCUAUCCAUCAGAACAAGAGAAAGCCCUGCUUUCCAAGCAAACCCAUCUCUCUACACUACAGGUGUGUAACUGGUUCAUAAACGCUCGGCGGCGACUCCUUCCCGAGAUGCUCCGGAAAGACGGCAAAGACCCCAACCAGUUCACCAUCUCUCGGCGGGGCAGCAAAGGCGGCGAGAUGCUGAGCGACAGCUCCCAGUCCCCCAAACACGGCCUGCUUGCCAACGGAGAAGACCGCAGCGGUUACGAACCCGGUUCCCCACACUCGGCCAGCAACACACCCAUCUCGGCCGCUUACCCUAAAAAGGCCCUGUCUCCCAAAACGCCCCCCUCACCUGGACCUGUCUUACCCAGACCCUCCGUUAUCUGCCACACCACCAUCACAGCCACGCAAGGUAUCGGCUCGACGGCCCAAGGCGGGCGAGUGCCCGGUUUGGGUGUCGAGGGAGCCACAGAGCUUCCGAUCACAGACGUGGUCGGCCUUUUCGGGUGUCGAGGGGGCAUCGGGGUGAGCGGAGAGGGUAACAUCAGUCCCCAGAGUGGGCUGUUCAACACUCCUCCACCCACCCCACCCGACCUCACCCAGGACUUCAGUGGCUUUCAGCUGCUGGUUGAUGUGGCAUUGAAGAGGGCCGCAGAAAUGGAGCUGCAGGCGAAACAGCUCCUCGCCUGAAGACGGAUGGAUGAAGCCGCUUCAUCCGCGUUUGUUUCUUGCUCCCCGAUCCCAAGCCCCCGAACUCCAAACGGAGUUAAAAAACUUGACUGAGCAACCGAAAGCAAACAAGCAUGACCUGAUCAUUUCUAUUUUUGGUAAAUGUAAAUCAAAUUGAUGAGGAUUCCUUUAUGUAAAGCAUUUCAAGGUGCCUUGGCAGUCAGUUCUUUUUUUUGUAUUCCAUUUAUAUGUAAAUAAAUAUGUAUCGUUUGUUUUGUACACAGGGGACCAAAACCAAAUACAGUACAACGACUUCCUGUCUUUCCUUGUUUGGAGAAGACAAGCGCUUCUCCUUGUUUCAUUCCUCACGAGUCUUUCUUUCUGGUUCCUCAGAGAUUCGGCUCUGUGAUCGUUUAUUUUGCCUCAUUUUUUUGAGAAAACGCAUCUGACAUUGUUCAUUCUGCCUCAGUUUUUUUGCACAAAAUGGCAGGUCAUCUCAGUAUCAACUCUAGCUUUCUCUCCGACAGACUUUAAUCACUACUGCACCGGGUCGUUCUGUGUCUCAUAGACGUUCAGUUUUUGUAUUAUUUUUGUUGUAAAGUUUCAAAUGCUGUCUUUAGUAUUUUUUCUUUUCAUUUAUCUCGAGGGAUAUUCAGAUGUAGCAGAACUAUAGUCUGAGAUUUCCUCCGAAUACUCAGUGUAGAAACGGCCAGUGAAUGUGCCCACAUGCUCCCCGCUCCACCCUUAAACAUACACACACAAACACAAACAAGCUGAAAGAUGAACACUACAUGAAUUGUAUUAGUUUUGUUAUUUUCUUUUGGUUUACCAAGUUGAGACCACUUUAAGAGGAUUAAAGGAAAGAAUGGUUUUAUCUCACCAAAAAUAUUGAAUUAUAGGUUUUGGGACCUUAGAACCGUGCAUUUACAGUAGCCAAUGUGACAUGAUGCCCAAUGAUAUGUGACUUCUCCUCCUUACUGUGCAAUGUAUGUGGCAAAUAGGGGUCACACGGUGUUUAAAUAAAGUUUUGUUUUCUACGAAAA
Paramisgurnus dabryanus is the source of this 2278-nucleotide messenger RNA. It is a transcript of the gene tgif1, whose product is annotated as TGFB-induced factor homeobox 1. Lineage: Eukaryota; Metazoa; Chordata; Actinopteri; Cypriniformes; Cobitidae. Gene Ontology annotation, molecular function: DNA binding. Gene Ontology annotation, biological process: regulation of DNA-templated transcription. The record is from RefSeq and is a predicted model, not a curated record.